AUGAGGUUAACAACAGACCUGAUCAACAACUCUCUAUCCUUCAUCAACUGUCUCACGGAGCGUGAACUCGAUCUACGAGGUCACAAGAUAUCUGCUAUUGAAAACAUGGGCGCAGCGCGAGACAACGACGCCAUAGACCUCACCGACAAUGACAUUGGUCAGCUUGGCAACUUUCCUCUUCAGCCCCGCCUCCGCACCCUGCUCCUCGCCCAAAACCGAGUUUCGAGCAUCCAACCAAGCCUCUCGUCUAGCAUACCGAACCUACGCACACUAGUUCUCACCAAGAACAGGAUCGCAGAGCUGGCAGAUCUCGAUCCCUUGGCUGGCUUCAAGUCUCUCACAUACUUGUCACUUAUGGGCAACCCGGUCACUAGCAAAGAGAACUACAGAUAUUGGAUCAUCUGGCGCUGCCCAAGUGUGAGGUUCCUUGACUUCACUAAGGUCCGCGAUGUUGAGCGGAGGAAGGCCCAGGAGUUGUUUGGAAGUGCAGACGAACCGACUGAACUUGCGAACCAGAUUUCGAGGAACAAAUCAAAAGGUUUCGUCGUUCCUACAUUCGCAAACGGGCCCGACUCGAGCAAAGAACGCAUCUACACCGACGACGAAAGAAAGAGGAUGCGCGCUGCUAUUCUCAACGCAAGCAGCCUGGCAGAGAUGGCGCAGCUGGAGAAGGAUUUUGCAGAAGGACGGAUUCCAGCGCACAUUCUUGAGGGUGGAGACCCAAUGGAGACGUAG
This is a messenger RNA of Bipolaris zeicola 26-R-13, 735 nucleotides long. RefSeq lists its product as uncharacterized. The record is from RefSeq and is a predicted model, not a curated record. The coding region runs from base 1 to 735 and encodes 244 amino acids. The transcript is spliced from 5 exons. Gene Ontology annotation, cellular component: U2 snRNP. Gene Ontology annotation, molecular function: protein binding; U2 snRNA binding. Gene Ontology annotation, biological process: mRNA splicing, via spliceosome. NCBI's taxonomy places the organism in Eukaryota, Fungi, Ascomycota, Dothideomycetes, Pleosporales, Pleosporaceae.